AUGUAUGUAACGAUAGAUGUUUCGCCUCCACCUUUACUCGUUACAGAAGGUGUUGUUGGAAACGAAUGGGGACGAAAAAGAAAGGAUUUUUAUGGAACAGAAUAUGUUGAUGAAGAUUGGGGAGGAAUGCGAGAUGAAGAGGUUGAGGAUGCGGAGCUUGAGGAAGAAGAUGCGACUGGCAGACAGGCUGCCCUCGACAAAGCCGCCGCUUUGACGGCUGACUUACUUGAGCAGCAAGAAUCUGCAGAUGCACCCCAAACGACGGUCAAAGAAACUGCCGUGGAAUGGAAAUUUACAUCAGUGAAGAAGCUUAAUAAGCGUACUCUAGAAAUCCUUGAAGAGUACAACAGAAGAAAAGAUUUGAUGAAGGUGGUUGUGGAACCACUAGUUCCUCUAAUAGAAGCGCUCCCACGUACAUCGAAUAUUCGUAAGCAACUUCUACUGGUGUUUGAUGUAUAUUCAAAGUGA
This is a messenger RNA of Ostertagia ostertagi, 468 nucleotides long. NCBI's taxonomy places the organism in Eukaryota, Metazoa, Nematoda, Chromadorea, Rhabditida, Trichostrongylidae. The record is from the annotation of a GenBank genome assembly.